GGAGAGGUUUAUGGGCUUCUCCGCGGGUCCUGGCGCUCACCGCCGGCCCCGCCGGGCCCGUUCCGCCGACCGGGAUGCUUAUGAGUCGCGCGGGGGCGGUUGGAGUCCCAGCGCCCCGAGUCCGAGUCGUGCGGUCUCCGGCCAGCCCGGCGCGCGUACCGCGACGCCGAGGCCCCCGAGGUAGCGUCUCGCCCAAGGUCACCCCGCGGCGGCGGACCUCGGCGGACCGGAGCGCUUAGAGAUCCUGCCCCAGUCCGGCCGCCGGCCUUUCGGGGGCGCCGGGUGGGCUUGGCGGCCUCGGGUUCGAGCCAGGGCCGGGAGAAAGGCUGUGCGCGGACUCCGCUGGUUCUCUCUCUCUGUUUACCGCUGUUUUCUCUGUUGCUGUCUCUGUCACCUGUUGUCAUCUGCUCUUUUUGCCUCUCAACUCGGCCCCUGUCAACUUUGUCAUUCUCUCCACCUUGUCUCUCUUAGGAUUCAGGCCCUGUCUUGAUUUCUGUCUCCACCUUCCUUCUAUGUCUCUUGACCCUGUGUUUUCUUCUCUGUCCUACUCUCAUUCGUGACCUGCCGGUCAGUCCAGUUCUUUGGCCAUCUGUGUUUGUCUCUCUCUGCCAAUUUUAUGUCUUCUUAUUUCUGCCUCUCCUAACUGGGUUUGUCUAGAUGGGGCAGGGCAGGCCUGCCCGGACCUCUGAGCCAUGGAAGGUGACUCAUGACCCCGUGAAGCUUCCUGCACUGGUGACAUUCUCAGUGACUAAACCACAGUCUGGCCUCAGCUCUGACAGGUGUCGCCCAACCUAAGUGUCAGGGUGCAGUUGCUCCUGAAGUCAGUGUGAUUUUUAUGUGAAGCAAAGCUGAGAGAUGGAUUCCUCUUCCUCACUCAUUCAUACUUUUUUGAUGGCCAUGGCAUAAGAAACUUUAUCCCAGGAAUACGACUUUGCAUUAGCACUGAACAAGAUUUGUGAUGAAAUGGAGCCUGGAACAAACUCUUUUCGAGUAGAAUUUCCUGAUUUUUCCAGCACCAUUCUGCAGAAACUGAACCAGCAGCGCCAGCAGGGACAAUUGUGUGAUGUCUCCAUUGUUGUCCAAGGCCACAUUUUCCGGGCACACAAAGCUGUUCUUGCUGCCAGUUCACCGUACUUUUGUGACCAGGUACUCCUGAAAAACAGCAGGAGGAUUGUUUUGCCUGAUGUGAUGAACCCCAGAGUGUUUGAGAACAUUCUCCUGUCUAGUUAUACUGGACGUCUAGUAAUGCCUGCUCCAGAAAUUGUUAGUUAUUUAACAGCAGCAAGCUUCCUCCAGAUGUGGCAUGUGGUAGACAAAUGCACUGAGGUUUUAGAGGGAAACCCUACAGUCCUUUGUCAGAAGCUAAAUCACAGCAGUGACCACCAGUCUCCAAGCAGCAGUAGUUAUAAUGGCCUGGUAGAGAGCUUUGAGCUGGGCUCUGGGGGCCAUACUGAUUUCCCCAAAGCUCAAGAACUGAGGGAUGGAGAGAAUGAAGAGGAGAGCACCAAAGAUGAGCUGUCAUCUCAGCUCACUGAGCACGAAUACCUUCCCAGCAACUCAUCCACAGAGCAUGACAGGCUGAGCACUGAAAUGGCAAGCCAGGAUGGUGAGGAGGGGGCCAGCGACAGCGCUGAGUUCCACUACACCCGGCCCAUGUACAGCAAGCCCAGCAUAAUGGCUCACAAACGCUGGAUCCACGUGAAGCCCGAGCGCUUUGAACAGGCGUGUGAGGGCAUGGAUGUGCAUGCACCCUACGACGAGCACCAGGUCACUGAGUCCAUCAAUACCAUGCAGACAGAGCACUCAGUCCAGCCUUCAGGAGUAGAGGAGGACUUUCACAUCGGGGAAAAAAAAGUCGAAGCAGAGUUUGACGGACAGGCUGAUGAAAGCAAUUAUGACGAGCAGGUGGAUUUCUAUGGCUCUUCCAUGGAAGAGUUUUCUGGAGAGAGGUCGGAUGGGAAUCUAAUUGGGCACAGACAGGAGGCUGCCCUAGCAGCGGGCUACAGUGAGAAUAUUGAAAUGGUAACAGGGAUUAAAGAAGAAGCUUCCCAUUUAGGAUUCUCAGCCACUGACAAGCUGUAUCCUUGUCAGUGCGGGAAAAGUUUCACUCACAAGAGUCAGAGAGAUCGGCACAUGAGCAUGCACCUUGGUCUUCGGCCUUAUGGCUGUGGUGUCUGUGGUAAGAAAUUCAAAAUGAAGCAUCAUCUCGUGGGCCACAUGAAAAUUCACACAGGCAUAAAGCCGUAUGAGUGUAAUAUCUGUGCAAAGAGAUUUAUGUGGAGGGACAGUUUCCACAGGCAUGUGACUUCUUGUACCAAGUCCUACGAAGCUGCAAAGGCUGAGCAGAAUACGACUGAGGCUAACUAAAAAUAGAAUCUGGCCCUUGAGUGGCAGGCUCAAAAAUAAACUAUGGUAAUUAUGCAAAUCUGGGCACAGAUGAUGCGUGCUACUUGCUAUUAUGAGAGAAGCUUAAAAAGAAAAGGAAGAUAUUUCUGAAAGACCAGCUCUAAGUAGGCCAAUUAAAAAAUUUAAUUCCUCAAAUUUGUAUAUUCUAGUCCAGGCCUGGAGUGGGUAAUGGGGUUAAGUUAACCUCCCCCCCACCCCCACAGCUGGCCAGGUAAGCCUGGAGGCCCAUGUGAUCGAGGCAGGUGGACUUGGUGAUGCAGACACCUGGCUGGGAACUGGACUCCAACCCGCCAGUUCCAUUUCAGGUGGCAGCAAUUUGUGAUCACUCAUUAUUACAAGGUCAUGUUGGAAUUUCGUUUUGCUCUUACUAUACUUAGGUAACGUGGAUUUGUUUUGGUAGCUGCUUCACUGAAUGAAAUGCUACUUAUGUAAAAGCUAAAAAUCAUGUGAUUCUAGGAUGAGAAAUUGAUUAACAGCUCUCUUGUCUGGUUUUAUUCUUUCUAAAGGGUAUUUUAACUAAAUAUGGAGAUACUAAGAGGAUUACAUUCUAAGUAUGAAACAACUUAUGGUACAAGCUUCAAUUUCUGUAAGAUGCCACUGUCACAUUGCGUUUCAGACUCUAGAUGAGGCAAAGUUUUGCAUUUUAGUACUAACGUUUAGUUUGAGCAAUUGUGUCUAAUUGUAAUUCUCUAGAGUGCCAGUGAUAGGUAUUUCUAAUUGGUUUGCUGUCCCAAAUCCUGUUUGUUGAAUUGUAGCAUCCACACAGUGGGAUCUGCUUUGACUCUGACCACGGUACCGUUGGGCGCUCCAGCUGUUUCUCUCAGAUUAUGGUGCUUCCCAAAGAGGCCACUCAGUGACCACAGUUAGUGGGAAGGAGUCAGAAGUCAUAUCUGAGAGUUACCUGUGAACUUCAGGAGUUUAUAAUAGAGCGCUACAGUAAGACUCCAACUGUCAGAGUGAGAGUUGCUGAGUAGCAGAAUUUUGAGUGGCAGGUUAUACUUGAGGGGAAGAAAAAACACAACUGGCCAAGAAAAGAGGAGUCUUGAAAAUAUACUGGUGGGAGAGAUGGUUUUAGAGGGGUACACUGAGCUCAUACUACCAGUUCUUUAGGAGUACUGUAAUGUGUUUUCACCAGGGGAAAGAAGGAGUCCUAAUUUUAGAAAGUAGUCUACAGAUUCAUGCUCCCAAAUUAUAGAUAAAGCUGCAUAAAUUUACAAGUCCACAUAGCUAUACCUACCAAAAAACAACAAGAAAAGCAGCUAUUCUGAGACCUUUUCUUCAGAUCAGUCAGAUGGAGGUGUUUUAGGUUAAAAAGGAAGCAUAUAUUCAGGAUGCUUGUGAGCUGUGUAAUAUACCUGAAGUUAUCACCAGGCUAGGACAGGGUGCUACCACUAUGUCAACUUUUCCAUAAACUUACUGGUCUGUUACUUCCACGUGGAAACUUGUUCCUUAAAAUAAAAACUUUUCUUGGAUUUGGGGUGAAAUUUUGUUUUAAAAGUUUGACUUUGCUCUAAUGUGAUAGACAUUGCUGGCAAUGGCCUCUGAUCCUCAAGCUUCAACCACCAAGGCAUUUACUUGUUGAACAUUGUCUGGAAAGGGGAAAGAAAGUACUCAUUUACCAGUUAACUCUUGUAAUCAAGAUUACAAAACAGGGAUCUGUUCAUUAACACUGUAUCAUUCUUGAUAUAUAAAAAGCACUUUGUAUUUAAAACUUUAUUAUAAGUAUAUAUAUAUAUAGAUAGAUAGAUAGAUUUUUUAACCUAGAAACUAGAUAUUACCUCUUGGUUGUUUGCCACAUUAAUAUCCUCUUCUCUUAGAGUUGAAACUUCACCAGUUGACAGUCCUUCCUCUGUGUCCCUGAUAGGAGUGUGGAGAGGUGGCUGCACAGUCCGGCUCCAUUGCUUCUUCUCUUUUCCUCAUGUCAGAAGCCAGUGGGGCUUAGGUCUGAGCCUCGCCAUUAUGUUUGAGGAGAAGUUGUUUUAUUACUCCUAGUAAUUUCAAUACUAGGGCAGUGAAGUCAUUUUGUUCUGCCAAAAACUGAUCACACUCUCCCAUGUGUUAGCACACCAUUUUCUGCCUGUUUAGAAGGUUUGAUGUGCUGUUUCCCAUUAAAAAUUAUAUUCAGAUGAGCGUUGGGACAUUUGGGGAGGAGUCAGAGAGGUGAAAUGAAAGUAUUCUGGAAAAAUCAUGGUCCUGCAGUGAAGCUGAAAUCAGCACGGCCACCUCGUCGUGAGUGACGAUGAAGCGCUCUCGUUCAGCCGGGCAUGGCGGGCAGCCCUUGGCUGGUAGUUUUGAAAGCAGUCAGUUGUGCUGGGACUUAUUUAAUGGGUUGUGAAGAGAGGAGUAUCUUUUAGAAAUCCUUAUAUGGACAUCAGCUACUAAAUGUAGGAUCUAAAGUGUAAGUUCCUCACAUCUGCUGUUUUGUUUUCUGUGAUAGUUGGGGUUUCCGUAAAAAUUUGGGUUGCUGAUCAGGUGACCCAGAUCCUGUGAGAUGCUUGGGCCUCUGAGAUGCUGGCCCUGUGCAGAGAGGUGGGGGAAGGGGAUCGCCUUAGUUUGGAUGUUAAAAGUGAAUUUUUAUAAACUCUGCUUUUUAGGAUUAGGAGACUGGACUGUCUUACUACCUUUUCUUCCUGCCCGCCCUGGGUCGGAUAGAUGGUCUCUCUCCUUAGCCUCAGUACAGCUUUAGAAAAUCUUUAUCCUUCCAAAAGAGUUUGGAUAGUUGUGGGUAACAUUUUCCAAACAGUCUUUCAGGGAUCGUGUCAGUGGCCUACAACCAAGGUAUUCGUCCCCCACUUUGAGUCUUAACUGUGGUUUUUCUCCAAUCCCAGUGGGAAAGGGCUUCAAGGCACCACCAGUGGUAUUAAUAUUAGUACUUAUACCAUGCCUUUAAGUUUAGAUACACACAUGACAAUAAUGUACUUGGUAAAGACGCAUCACCCGCUAACUGAGGGAAGACUGUGGUAGCCUUUCCUUGAGAGUUGAGGGUUUCCCUCACUCACUCACUCAACGCCCCAGCCUGAUGAUUCUGAUUUCUAGAUUCUACUUUCCUCCAGUCCCUUAUUUUGGCUACUACUUUCAAAGAGUCUGCCCAGAGGGGUCUCCUCCAUUCUAGGGGGCAUUUGCUGAACUAAACUGAGCCUAAGCUGACUCUGGCUAUUGGGAAAGCUGCUUAGUCUCAGUGGCUCCUUCCUGCGGAGUCACACACAUCCCCAGGCUGCUGCGGAAGUGGAGUUGAGGCGGAGCAGGGGCAGCGUGGCUGUGAUUCCUCUGGGGAAGGGGAGUUGCUGCGCCCCCGGGUGAGGGUGGAGCGGAUCCAUCACACCAAAUCCAGGUCUUUGCUUUCGUAAGGUCUCUGAUCAUUGAGGAAUGCUAGAAACCAAGCGACGUGUUACCCCACCCCCACCCCCAUCUGUGCCACACUAAUUUUGUGAUUUAAUUGCUUUCAUGGGUGACUAACUUUGUUCAGUGAAACCAGGGUUCGUUUGUUUAGGUUUUUUUCUUUGCUACUUAUAUAUUUAAAGGUACAUAUUUCUUACUUCAGAUCUCUACUGAUAGUGCCCUAUGGGAAGAUGCUGGAACAUUUUGCAAAUGUGACUUUUUUUUUUUUAGUGUUGCUUGAAGCCUGUCAUAUGUCAGUUGCUGCUGCCUUCUUUCCUUUUAUGAGGUUCCCAAUGUUUCUUCCAGAAAAUUACUUUAUUUAUGCAAGUCAGGUGACUCUUACACCACAAAACCAUUUGAUGAUAAACAGAUUAUCAUUAGGUGCAUAUCUUAUUGAUAUUUUGUGAAAUGUUAUGCCUGUGUUGCAAACGUUGAAUAGUUUCGUCUUUAUAUAUUGCUGUCUUCAGUGUACAGCAUGGUUUUACUUAACUGAAUGUUACUGUUUAAUAUUUUCUUCUUAUAGAAGAGACCAUGCCCUUUUGUAUGACAUGUUUUAAUAAAUGUUAUCUGUCAACUUUGUAAAA
Molecule: messenger RNA, 6368 nt
Organism: Equus caballus (horse)
Lineage: Eukaryota; Metazoa; Chordata; Mammalia; Perissodactyla; Equidae
Gene: ZBTB43
Product: zinc finger and BTB domain containing 43
Biological process (GO): regulation of transcription by RNA polymerase II
Molecular function (GO): RNA polymerase II cis-regulatory region sequence-specific DNA binding; DNA-binding transcription factor activity, RNA polymerase II-specific; protein binding
Source: RefSeq, a predicted model, not a curated record